UGAGCUCCGGCUGCAGCUCAGCUGUCACUUUGCAUACGGCCUGUGUGUGUGUGUUUGCCACACGCGAGAGGGAGAGCAGCUGACUAAAGUCUGCCCCAAGCCUCCAGUCCGAAGUCAGGAAAUGGGGCAAUUCCAUUGGAGCAGUGCUCCCCUGCGCUGAGGGCCACCCGCAGGCGCCUCCUUCCCUCGCGAUCCCUGAGCAAGCUGUGGCGGGAGCGCCUGGGUAACCCCCCCCCGCCCGGUGGGGCAGCGAGGUGACCUUCGUCCUGCCCCCAUCCCAUUGUGCCAUCGCCCGGGGGAAGCCUUCGGCUCCCCCAGAGAACGGCUCCGCCGGCAGACCAGGGCUGGUUUAUCGCCGCCAGCAAAGCCUGGCUCUGCAGCCGCAGCCGGUGCGGGAAGAAGGCAGAGCUCUGCCGGGCUUUGAUGUCUGGGAGAUGCCGCAGCUCCUCGCUCCCGGCCGUGCUGCACCCCGAGUCUAAGCCCGGCGCCCCAGGAGCAGAGUCUCUGCCCCGCUCUAGCUCCCCAGCCGCUUUCCCGCCGGCUCCCGGCGACUGCUCAGCCGGGGACACCCGAGGCUGCCUUCGCUUUUUCAUUGGUCGGUGAUGUGUCUAUUUACAUCAGCACCGAACUUCUCCUAACAUCAGCUGAAUUUGGGUUAUGGGCAAGUCGGAAAGCCAGAUGGAUAUAACUGAAAUGAACACUCCAAAACCAAAGAAAAAACUGCGAUGGAGCGCCCUCGAAAUAGGGCUCGUUGUUGUAGUGAUUCUCCUAACUAUUAUAUCUAUCACAAUGAUAGCUCUGUAUGCAACGUAUGAUGAUGGUGUUUGCAAGUCUUCAGACUGUGUAAAAUCAGCAGCCCGAAUCAUUGAGAAUAUGGACACUACUGCAGAACCUUGUAAAGAUUUUUACCAAUAUGCCUGUGGAGGAUGGUUAAAGAAGAACGUCAUUCCAGAGACCAGCUCCCGUUACAGCAACUUUGACAUUUUAAGAGACGAACUAGAAGUUGUUUUGAAAGACGUCCUUGACAGGGACAACACUAAUGACAUACUGGCAGUGCAGAAAGCAAAAGCUCUGUACAGAUCGUGUAUAAAUGAAACUACUAUUGAUAGUAGAGGUGGAAAACCUUUAAUCAAUAUAUUGCCACAUGUGUCUGAAUGGCCUGUAGCAACAGAUAACUGGGACUCUGCAUAUGGUGCCAGUUGGACAGCUGAAACAGCUAUUGCACAACUGAAUUCACAAUAUGGGAAAAAGGUCCUUAUUAAUUUUUUUGUUGGCACCAAUGAUAAGAACUCCACAGCGCAUAUCAUUCAUAUUGAUCAACCUGGGCUUGGUCUGCCUUCUCGUGACUACUAUGAAUGUACUGGUGCAUAUAAGGAGGCAUGUUCAGCCUAUGUGUCUUUCAUGAUUUCUGUGGCUAAGUUAAUUCUCCAAGAAAAACAUCUCACCAUCAAUGAAAGCCAGAUUUCUAAAGAAAUGGAAAGAGUUAUGGAUCUGGAGGUAGAGAUUGCCAAUGCUACAUCUAAACCUGAAGACAGAAACAAUCCAGUUCUGCUGUAUAAUAAAAUGACAUUAACAGAACUCCAAAAUAACUUCUCUUUGGAGAUCAAUCAUAAGCAAUUCAACUGGUCAGAAUUCAUAAAUAAUAUAAUGUCAACUGUGAAAAUUAAUGUUGAGAAUGCAGAAGAUGUGGUUGUUUAUGCUCCAGAAUAUCUAACCAAACUAAAGCCUAUUCUUAAUAAAUAUACUUCCAGAGACAUUCAAAAUUACAUGAUUUGGCGAUACGUAAUGGAUCUUGUAAACAGUCUAAGCCGUAACUACAAGGACACAAGGAAUGCUUUUCGUAAGGCACUUUAUGGCACAACAUCAGAAACAGCUGUUUGGCGGCGCUGUGCAAACUAUGUCAAUGGCAAUAUGGAGAAUGCAGUGGGACGACUGUAUGUAGAGGAAGCAUUUUCUGGAGACAGUAAACAUGUGGUUCAAGAAAUGAUUACACAAAUCCGUGAGGUUUUUAUAACAACGUUAGAUGAACUCACCUGGAUGGAUGCAGAAACCAAAAAGAAAGCAGAACAAAAAGCUGCAGCAAUUACAGAGAGGAUCGGCUAUCCAGAUGAUAUCAUAACGGAUAAUAAUAAACUGAAUAAUGAAUACCAAGAUCUGAACUACAAAGAGGACGAGUACUUUGAGAACAUCAUUCAAAGUUUGCUAUUUAGCCAAAGGAAGCGGCUGAAGAAGCUCAGAGAAAAGGUGGACAAGGAACAGUGGAUAAGUGGGGCCGCUGUCGUCAAUGCCUUUUAUUCUGCAACCAGGAAUCAGAUAGUCUUCCCCGCAGGCAUUUUGCAACCACCUUUCUUCAGUGCCUCUCAAUCCAAAUCACUGAAUUAUGGUGGCAUUGGUAUGGUCAUUGGCCAUGAAAUCACUCAUGGAUUUGACGACAAUGGUAGAAAUUUUAAUGAGAACGGGGACCUCAUAGACUGGUGGACUCCUGAAUCAGCAAAACAUUUUAAGGAUCAGUCGCAGUGUAUGGUAUACCAAUAUGGAAACUUUUCGUGGGACCUAGCAGGUGGACAACAUCUGAGUGGAAUCAAUACUCUGGGAGAAAACAUUGCUGAUAACGGGGGUGUUAGACAAGCUUAUAAGGCCUACGAAAACUUUGUCAAAAAAAACGGAAAAGAAAAACUGCUUCCCGGGCUUGACAUGAACCAUAAGCAGCUGUUCUUCGUGAACUUUGCACAGAUAUGGUGUGGAACAUACCGUCCAGAAUAUGCUGUCAACUCCAUUAAAACUGAUACGCAUAGCCCAGGCAAAUUCAGGAUCAUAGGAUCAUUGCAGAACUCUGCAGAGUUUACCGAGGCCUUUUCAUGCACCACAACAGAGUACAUGGACCCUGCAAAAAAGUGCCGUGUUUGGUGACAGCUAUAAAUCAGGCACCCCAAGGACAAACUUCCCAGGCAAACAGAAAUUUGGAACUUACUGGGAGGACUGAGGGAAGGAAAUGUGCUACAAAAGUCAUUUGUUAGUGGCAAAAAAACCAACAAUAUCUGUGAGAUCAGAAAUUCAAAACAAUCAAUUCUUCAAAUUAAGGUUUAUAGCCAAGGCAGCAAAUAUAAUAUAUAAACUGCUUUUUUAUGACCAAACCUUGCAAAAUAUAAAUCACUUAAUUGUUUACCUAUUUCUUCACUCUUAAACAACAUUGUUAUUAUAGUUUAAUUCUGUUUCCCAUUUGGUCUACAGAUUUUUUUAUUUUCACUGUGGAACACUUAAUCACCUACUCCUUUGAGAAUGUAUACUGAUAUUUCUGAUCAGAUGGAGGAAGAAGAUAUUAAGUAACACAUUAUCGUGGACACAGUGGCGUAGCUAGGUGGAGCAAACAGGGCAGCAGACAUAAAAAAAAGGUACCACCCGCUUGUACUCACCGGGUGGCGCUCUGGGUCCUCGGCGGCACUGAAGGGCCCCGCCGCCAAAAUGCCACCAAGGACCCGGAGCGCGUGAAGGCCUGUGCUGCCGAAGUACUGCCAAGGAGCCAGAGUGCGUGAAGGCCCGUGCUGCCGAAGUACUGCCAAGGAGCCAGAGUGCGUGAAGGCCCGCGCUGCCGAAGUACUGCCAAGGAGCCGGAGCGCGUGAAGGCCCGCGCUGCCGAAGUACUGCCAAGGAGCCGGAGCGCGUGAAGGCCCGCGCUGCCGAAGUACUGCCAAGGAGCCGGAGCGCGUGAAGGCCCCGGCUGCCAAAGACCCGGAGCACUGCCGGGUGAGUAAAAAUUAAAAAAGGAGCCUAUAAAUUAAAAAGGCGCCACUUGUGCUCAGAGGGGGAGCGGUCGCUCCCCCCCUGGCUACGCUACUGCUUGGACAUCAAAGUAUAAUAAGACAACAGUUCAUCUAAAAAAUGUCAGACUCUGUACCCUCUUCUGUCAUGAUAAAUGUGUUCUACCAAAUGUUUGUUUUCAUUUUUACUUGAAAUGAUUUAUAUGAGAAAAGUCCAAAGACCUGUUGUAAUUCACUUAAAUAAUUUCUCAGUAAUUAUUCCAAUGCUUAAAGGCUAUUUACUUGGUUUUAUUUACCGCCUUCCAGCCAAAAUGAAAAUGUAGCUAAUUUAUUAAUUUUUGAGUUUACAAUCAGUAAUGUUGUGAUCAAAGACCCCUUCACAGGUUUCUAAGAGUUGUCUUGCUUUCUCUAAACUUGGUCUUUUAAAAAGAUUUGUAAUAAUAUAUAAAUCAUAGUUUUUAUAUUUAAUUCUGAGCUACACUUAUGACUUGAAGUUAUUGUUAUAUAUUUUAUCAGUGGCUGCAUAUAAUUGAGAAAUUUUAGUUACACAUAGUAUGAUAUGAAAUGACAAAGCCUAUAAAACAGAUCUCUAAAGGGAUGCACCAAAAAACAACUUUUGAGACUCACUUUUUCAAUUUUUAGGGCCUGAUCCAGUAAAUACUUUGACUUUGUUGAUGUCAGUAGUCCAUUUGAAGUCAAUGAGACUGGUUAUGUCAUUAGAGUUAUAAAAGUGUUUGCAAGAUUGGAUCCUUAAUUGGUACUGGCAAAAGGCUUUAAAUACACUAUGAUACAUAUGAAAUGCCCUCCUGCAGGUUGCCAAGGAACUUACUGCUUCUUGUAUCGAAGCUAGUUAAGACUUCCAAAAAUAAACACCAGAUACCUCCAAUGACUUCUGUAAUGGGUAAAACUAUGUUCAUUUUAGCUUUCCAAGUUUGUCGUCUGAGGAAAACCUUUUGAUAAUAAAUUGAAAUUAUGAGCCAACUGCUCAUUAUUGUCUACAA
Molecule: messenger RNA, 4759 nt
Organism: Chelonia mydas (Green sea turtle)
Lineage: Eukaryota; Metazoa; Chordata; Testudines; Cheloniidae
Gene: MME
Product: membrane metalloendopeptidase
Exons: 23
Coding region: 658-2910 (750 amino acids)
Biological process (GO): protein processing; amyloid-beta clearance
Cellular component (GO): plasma membrane
Molecular function (GO): metalloendopeptidase activity
Source: RefSeq, a predicted model, not a curated record